CCUAAUCGACGCAAACGAUUAAUUAUCUUCCUAUCUCCGCUUUUGCCUUCGAGUUGAAACUCGUGGGAGCGAUCCAACAAAUUUAUUAAUGAAAAAAGAAAAAAAAAACAACGAGUAAUAGUUUUCUGGUGGCGGGCAGUGUUCGAGUUUCCAGAUAUUUAGCAAGGCACGCUACCAGUAACUGCUUCGCUCCCAACCGAUCUAUGGCGGCCCUUCUUUCUCUUUCCCCCGGCUCUGUUAUCAACCAACCGGCUACUUCUCACCAAUCAAGAAAAACAAUCGUUUGUCGCCGGAUCGCCCGAAUCCGAUGCGGUAAAGCAAGCCCAUCGACAGAUUCGUCAGCCAAGCAGGACGAGGAGGAGGAGACCGGGAACAAUGCUUUACUGAAGCUGGCUUGGUACGGGUCGGAGCUCCUGGGAGUCGCCGCCUCAUUGUUCCGUCCGCCGCGGGAAGUCGAAUCUCCGCUGAAGGGCGUCGAACUCGCGAGGGACGGUUCAGGAACCCUUGAUCGCUCCGUGGUGGUCCAGGCCAUCAAACAAGACUUCCAGAGAUCGUAUUUCGUCACAGGGAACCUUACACUUGAGGCGUACGAAGAGAAUUGCGAGUUUGCGGACCCAGCUGGUUCAUUCAAAGGGCUUCGCCGUUUCAAAAGGAACUGCUCGAAUUUUGGGUUGCUUAUUCAGACGUCGAAUAUGAAGCUCACCAAUUGGGAAGACUUUGAGGAUAAGGGGAUUGGGCAUUGGAAAUUCAGCUGCAUAAUGUCAUUCCCAUGGCGGCCCAUUCUUUCUGCAACUGGGUUUACAGAGUACUAUUUUCAUCCCCAAACUGGACGAGUUUACAGGCAUGUGGAGAAUUGGAAUGUGCCCAAAAUGGCGCUUCUAAAGCAGCUGUUGAGGCCCAGCCGAAGUAGCAGCAAAACCAAGGCCCCAGAGUGAGAUGAGCAACACAGGUAAGCCAAUAUCAUCAUCCAACACAAGUUGAGAACGAGAUACAACUGUUAUGAUAUAUGGUCUCUGAGAAAAAGAUUUGGAUACGUUGACAUCAACCAGUGGCGGCAUCUUUGUCUGUGUAUUUCCUUAAUACUUGUAUAGAUUGGGAUUUUCAAACCUUGAUCACUUUAAAGUUUAGAUUGAAGCAAACAAUUUCCGCCCGUCCGGUCUUUCAAUCUGACAAGCCUCCAGGAUAAGGUUAGGUAACAGCAAUUUGGAUCAACCGGUCAAACCGUAGAUCGUUUUUGUCCUAAGCGAUUAAGGUGUAGAUUGGUUUUGUCCUGAGCGAUGAAGUAGUAGAUUCCUUACCCCUAAAACGAUCAAUUCACGAACUGGACAAAAUAAAUAAUGUUCCCUACCACUCAUUUCUACUCAAUCUCAUUUCCUCUUCCUCACUUACGGAAGAAGCAAUAAUAGAAGCUUCCUUCAACUUUCCUCUUCAUCCCACCGAGCUCUACAUCUUCAUUACCUCAACUUCAUUUGAUAAAGUAAGAAUGAAUUUGUUUAAUAUACUUAUAUUUAAGUAGUUAUGUUUUGGGUCCCAUAAUGGAUUGGAAUUGAGAAUACCAUUCGAGAAACUAGGACACCUCGACAUGAUCAAUCUAGAUAAUCCGUAGGAUUAGUGAGAGAUGACAAUGUUGGUGGAGAUGGUCACAAUAAUCCCAUAUUCGAAAGAUCCGGUUAUCCGUACAAAAGCGGCAAGAAAUAUGAUUAAGAUUUGAGAUUUGUGAACGAGAAAGAAGACAAUGAAGGGAAUGAUGAGGAUAAGGGUUGCGUCAUCCCCCUACAUCUUACUACAAAAAUAUCCCACCUAUAUCUUAUAUGAUCACAUCGAUGACCCCCGACUUUCUCGCUCUGCGGUAUGGAACCCAAUAAUCGAGUUGAACGGGGUAUGGCAUUUCCUAUGAAGGAAGUUGUGGCUAAUGCUCUCAAAGAAGAAGCGAUGCAAGAGAAUUUUGAGUGGAAGGUAAAAUAUUUUGACAAAAAACGACUUCAUGUCAUAUGCAAGAAUUAUGGAGAUAACUUAUAGUGGGAAUUAUAGGCUACAUGGAUGAAGAUAAAGGGGGCUUCAGUAAUUAGAACAACGCAUAACAACCAUAGUUGCUUCUCGUGCAUACUUUCGCACUACCACCACCCAAUGAAUACGGAGAAAGUGAGUGUCACUAUCAAAUACUUGAUUGAGGCACAACCAAACAUCACCAUCAAAAUUAUCAUGGUUAGAGUCAAUGAUUACCAAUUCUACACAAUCACGUAAAAUAAGGAGCGGCAUGGAAAGCAAAAAGCCAUGGAUAACAAGUAUGGUGAUUGUGACGACUCAUAUGCUCUCCUCCCCAUACUGAUUUCGAAGAUGGAUGCAGAAAGUUUUUGUGCCAUGAUACAACAAUGUAGAAACUAGUGACUAAGUUUGGAUACAAAGUGAGCACAUGUUUCACCCUCUUCUGGUCAUUCAAGCUAUGCAUUGAUGAUUGGGUUUCUUUCACCCAAUGAUCCCAAUCAAUGGCACAUUCUUUAUUGUAAAGUAAAAAGAUACAAUUCUUAUAGCCAUAGGCAUUGAUGGGAACAUGCAGAUUUUUUCCUUUGCAUUGCAAUAGUUGCAGGAGAGAAAACUUUAGCUUCGUUAGUUUUUCGAGCAUCUACGUGAGCACUUCACACAGAGAUAAAAUACCAUAAUCUCUUAUUGCCACCCGAGAUUAGACACGCCAUGUAAAAUUUUUACGAUGAAUGGAGGUGGCGUGACAAUGGUGCAAAUGCCACUUUCUUAGAAAAUACCAACACAAACAUUAGCCACAUGAUGUUAUGUUCUGUUCUACUCUUAUCAUUAAUGUGUGCCAUGUUUAAUAUAAACAUAGUUUUUGUCAAAUAACAAUCAUUGCCCACCAACCAAGAAAAUAUGAGUAGAAAAUGAAAGUUAUCCGACAAAUACAGCGGAUGUGUGCAUCAUGAUCUGAAGAGUAAGAUCUAGACAUGUGGACAUUUGGUAUGGGUGUUGGGGUUAGGUUUGGAAUUUCCAAAACUAACUAUGGGAAAACUAUAACUGGAGUGUACAUGGGCUGUAUGCAAUGCCCAUUCCUGCUACAAUAGAGAUGACCUACUCGAGGGCGAACUAGUGGUUUGUUAAAAGACUUCAAAAGACCAUUUUGAGGGAGCAGGCUGGAGAGGUGAUGAAACAUGAACAGUACUAUUUUAGACGUAUAUUUAAUUGCAAAUUUUACAUCAUUUUCGUAUCCUCAUUUUCUUGUUACCUUGGAUUUUCUUGAUAAAUACUCAAAGGUGUGUUUAGUAGUUCCUAGGAUGACUUUUACUAUUUUGAUGCACCCUUGGACCACCUUGGACGAGUGGGAGACAUCAUGGACUAGCUAUUGGAAGUUAGAAAUGGAGAUUUGAGCUAAACCCAUAAUUUAUCGUGAAAUUUAUGUGACCAAACCCCAAAAUGACGGUCUAGGCACUGUUUCUGGAGAGUCCCAGAUCAGCCAAAAAAUGCAUGGAAAUUAUUUACUUGGUGGCAAAGAUGGAGGAUAAGCUAAAGGGAUUUGAAUUUUUUUUUAAUUUUUCUCUCGUCUAGUAGUUUAGGUUGUUUUCCUUUUCUUUUACUUUUGAUUUUCGGCACAAACAAUGGGAAUGAUUCGUUUCAUUCUAUAUAUAUUUUUACCCCUUUGACUUGGUUGUUUGACUUGUUUAGCAUGGACCUAUUUUAUGAUAGAUUUUGGAAUGUUUUAAUAUGUUUCAGGCCAUAGUAGGUGAAAUGGGCGAAAGGAAUGAAAUUCAAAUGAAAGGAAUCGAAAAGGAAGUAAUAUGGUGAAAAGUGCAUGAAUCACUAUUUGGUGGUGAUUAUCAUGGGCAAUAGACCGUGAACAUUACAAGGAGGCCUUGAAGUUCGCAGAUAUCCAGGAGCUUUCAUUUGUCUCGUGGUUGUAAGGAUCAUGGUCUCAAACCAUGAAGUCAACAUGGAAAUCGUUAAGUGGUUACUGAAACAGUGCCUUUUGCACUGAAAUUGCUGUUUUGUUGCAUACUUCACAGGCGUGAUGUGCAACCGUGAAACGUGCACAGUCAAGCUAUAUAUGGAGGAGAUCAGAUUUUUCAAGAGUUGGAGAGUUUAGAGUAAGAUUGGGUUUCUUGUUCCUUAACCUAGAGAGAAACCUACGAACAAGGGAGAAUUGAAGAUUGAUUUGACCUACCCAAGUCAAUAGGAGUCUAGAGUUUAUCUCCAAUGAUCAAUCCAAGCAAUUCUUAAGGAUAAGAAUCAAGUUUCCAUGGGUUUUCCCUCUUUUCUAGUUGUUGUUCUUUCUCUACAAUGGAGUAGUUUCUCUUUUCACUUGAAUGAUGUGAUCCCUAGUCUAGGAUGUUGUAGAUUGAUGUUUUUGAACUCUAUGUGAUGAUGGGCAUGUUUAAUUAUAUAUUGAUGUAGUAUUUCUCAUGUAAAUAGAGUGGCAUUGAUCAA
Messenger RNA from Linum trigynum, 4428 nucleotides. The record is from the annotation of a GenBank genome assembly. Lineage: Eukaryota; Viridiplantae; Streptophyta; Magnoliopsida; Malpighiales; Linaceae.